CUCAUUCAUCUCUCACUCACUCACUUACACUCACAUUUCACAUUCUCGUUCUCAAUUUUGAUUCCGUCUGUUUAUACAUUAUGAGCUCACCUCUUAACCCAACUAAUAAUCAAUCGGCUGCUCAGGGCAAUAAUACACAGACCCUAACCGACCAAGAGCAAAAACUGCAGCGCAUGUAUGGAAAACUGCCCACGGGUAGAGACUUGCUUGGUCAUAAGCUCAAGGAGCGCAAAUACUUUGAUUCGGGAGAUUAUGCACUUUCAAAGGCAGGAAAGACCUCGACCACAGUUGGAUCACAACACCCACAGCCAGAGAAUAUCCCACACUCAAACCCAACACCGCCUAACGCAACCCAUGGAUCACCUCCAGUCAAAGAAAGCUCAUUGAUACAUGAAUCCGAGAUCCCUGAGGGCGUUUCACCUACCGUUUCGCAGUCAGGGACUCAAUAAAGAAUUGGGAUUUUAGUGGCAAAAAAAAAGGAUUCUUAAAAAAAACUUUUUUUCUUUUCUUUAAUGGAUAAUGAACAAUGAGCAACAACAAAACAAUAAAACGUAGUGAAAGCGAACAGAGCGAAAGAUGAAUAAAAGGAAUCACAGGAAGCUGAAGGUUUACUGAAAUUUAAAAAUCCAGCAUUUGUGGAUCAAUCAUAAAUAACAGUUAUAAAUGUACAACGGGGAAAAAGUUAUUCUUAGUAAUCGCAUCUCUUGUGAAGUAUAAUAAAGAAC
Lobosporangium transversale is the source of this 725-nucleotide messenger RNA. RefSeq names its product camp-regulated phospho protein/endosulfine conserved region-domain-containing protein. The record is from RefSeq and is a predicted model, not a curated record. Gene Ontology annotation, cellular component: cytoplasm. Lineage: Eukaryota; Fungi; Mortierellomycota; Mortierellomycetes; Mortierellales; Mortierellaceae. The coding region runs from base 81 to 449 and encodes 122 amino acids. Gene Ontology annotation, molecular function: protein phosphatase inhibitor activity. The transcript is spliced from 3 exons.